AGUUCGAAAAUAUACCAUUUAAUAAUGAGUAAUACCUUUUUUUAGUUAGUGAUUGUUAUAUUAGAUGGCGAUAAAGUUUAAUAAAUGUCAUUACAUCAUUGUGUUUAGGUUACGUUCGUUUUUAAUACAUCUGAGGUAUUUAUUAUAUAUUUAAUCUAUGUAAUCUAGUCACAUUUUUGAUAUCAGCAUCAGUUAUAUUCUGUGAUAAAUUAAUGUGUGAAGUGUGUGCGUAGUUUUUUAAGUGAAAAAAGCGUCUGAAUGUUUGGUGAAGGUUGAAAAAAAAAUGUUUAGAACAUAACAUAUGCAUACAUUCAACAAUAUGUAAAGUGAUAGGAAUCGAGUUCGUAAUUAGUUCGCGGUGAAAAAAUAAAAAAAAAGCAAAAAUGGAAUGUGUAUCGAGUGUUGACAAUGUGCCACAAUGGAAAAAAGAUUUAAUCGCUAGACUGAGAAAUCAAAAUAAAUCAUCCUCCGGCAACGUUAACAGAGACCAUCACUCUACCCCCCAUCACUCGUUGGCUCAUCGAACGGUACUUCAACCUAACCUAACCUCCAAGAAUGAAUCAGUAGCUUCCAGUGGUUCGUCGAGUAAUAAUGUACCCGAACAGUGUAAUGUGAAAAAGAAAAUGGUGCAAGAACGAGCUUGGGCUGAUAAAAAGUCCGAUAAAUUCGAGGAAAUGGUCGCUAAUAAUGGUUACCAUAAAGAAAGUGAUUCGGAUUCGUCGGAGGAAUUACAUUACGGGCCCGGGAUAGUGAACAAAUUAAAAAAUAAAUAUCUAAGUUUGGCUUUGAGAGAGAGUAAUAGUAGACCGAGUAUUUUACAUAUGCGGAAAGCUACUUCGUUGGAAAACCUCCUCGACGACGACGACGACGACGACGACGGAGGCGGCGAACAAGAUUAUAAGUCUCGAUUUAACGGAAUCGGAAAUAUAUCAAAUAAAUAUAAAAACAAUUAUAGACGUAACGAGAUGAAACGGGCUAGAUCGGUGGAAACAAUUUCGCGUUUAGACAACCAAACAAAUAACUCGAUAACGAAUCGUCAAUCUUUACACGAAGAAACUUUUAUCGCGGUUCAAAAGGAAGGAAAUGACUAUCCCAGCAAAAAAAUACAAGAUAACGUACAAGAGAACAAAUUUAGUCAUAGAAUAAACAGACCCAAACGCCUAUUACCGAUAAUGAACGAAAAAGAAAAACCUCCCGUGGAUUUCGUGAAACAAGCCAAGAUGAUUUUCGAAAAAAGACCGGAACAACGCACGAGGGCGCCUCCCCAAACAGGUGACGUAGCCGCCAAAGUGGACAGUUUCAAUAAUAUAAUAGUUAAAAAAAAAGUGGAAGCUAAAGUGAAUAAAAAAACUCAAAUAAAAUCGGUUAAAUAUAAUUUGUACGAUAAAAAAGUGCCCAACAGUGAUACAGGUUUGCUCAGUCCUAUACCGGACGUCUCGAAAAUCGUUCCAAUCGAUACGGAACGUUGUAAAUCGUUGACGAAUCUAUCGGAAACGCCCGAUUUAAUAUUAACCUCUAGUCCUUUAUCUUCUUUACCCAACGAAGAAAAUAUAAUUCCUAAAAAACUUACGAGUCCUUUACUAAGUCCCAAUAGAAUAAAACCCGCAAGUCCUCUGAUUAGUCCUAGUAGAUUCAGUCCGAAAUUAACGUACGAGGGUGCUUUCGAUUUUACGAAAAAAGUGUCUUCGACUCCUAUUAACGAAAACGUAUCGGAUAUCAAAGUGCCGACUUCGCAACAAUUACAAAUAGACGUUAACGGUUACGCGGAUACGAAUUUUUCGGACGUUAAAGUUUUGCAAACGAAAAAAUCGCCGCCGUACGUCGAAAGAAAAAUCGAAAAAGAUUUGAACGCGACGGAAAUUGAAAAAAAUACGAUUAAUACGGCUAAAAACAAGUCUAGUGAGAGUGUCGAAGUGGUUAAUAGGAACGUAGUACCCAAAAAGCAAACGAGACCUAAAGAACCGGUCUCGAAUACGGCCGUUUUUAAUUUUACGUCCAGUAAAAGGGACGUGCCCGAUUAUAUAUCCAAUGAUAAAUCGCGUCUACCUGGUAAACCUGAACUACCCAAGCCCGGUGAAGGGGGUAUCAUCUUUAUACCGGGUGCGACGAUCCUGGAAUCUUUCACGGACGAAGACGAAGAAAUUUUACGAUCUUUGGAAGGUCCUCCUAGUCCUUGUGACGUAACAUUCAUUAACGACAAUAUCCUUAUAGAUGGAAAAUCUAGUAUGUGUCAAAAAUCGAAAAGGUCGAAGUUGAAAAUAUCGUUCGUAGAGGCAGGUCCGGAUAUCUACGAAUAUCCAUCCGAAACGUCGUUAAUGGUGGACGAGAAUCCGGUAGUAGCCCAAGUCGGACAUUCCAUUCCUAAUCUAAGCGGUUCUUCUCUUGCCACGUAUACGCCGAAAAGUAGUACGGAAAGUUUUCAACCGGGCGUUACGAGAAGUACCCCGGUUCCAUCGGUUAAGCCCGUCGAAACGGCAAGCGACGAACCGAAUUUCGAACUCGACGAAGUCGAUAAACCGUUCAGCUCGGGUAAUACCACAGACAUACUAUUCUGAAAAAAUUCCAACAGGUAUUUGAAACUAUCACAUAUUUUUUUUGUUUUUUGAGAUAUUUACAAUUGUAAUUUUUUAUAUUUUAUAUAUUUUUACUCCUUUAUAUUCCAUAUUUUUCACAAGUUUAGGGGAGUAAGUAUUUGUUGUAGUGUAUGUAAAAUAGUCGGGGGAGAAUCAGAUUCCGUUAGACCCUUUUUUGUUUAUUUACAGUUGUAAAUCACAUACAAUUUAUCGUACGCACCCCGUAUCUAUAAUAAUUAUUUUUCAUUGAUUUACAAAUCGUAAAAUGGUGGUUUUCUAGUAGAAAUUAAUCUGAGAUUACGUUAAAAUCGUAUUAUAAUUUAGUUCCUCGGAGAUUGCCAGUAGGUUUAUAAGGAAUAUUUUAUUGAAAGAAAAAAAUUUGUUUGUAAGUUAAAAUAAUUUUUUUUUUCAAUUGCUAGGGUCGAAUAACAAAUAUAGUGCGCACUACGAGAUAUUAUGUAAUUACCUUCUGGAAUACUUGAAUUUGUUUUGGAUACACUUAUCCCGUUGACUGCGCCAAUUUUACAUUUUUUUUUUCAAAAAAAUAGCAUUCAAAUAUAUAUUUUUCUUUUUAAAAUUGCAAAUUGAAAUUUACUUAAUUGAAUGUUUUAUUGGUAAAUAUUUUGAUAAAACUGGUUUUUAUUCAUAAUAACUUACCCCACUGACUGCGCCAGUUUUAAUGUUUUUUUUUUCACUAAAAUUAUGUUGAUCUAAACAUUUUUUCGUUAAAAUGUCGUAAAAGUUGAUUAAAAAGUAUUUUCUAAAAUAUUAAGUUUCCAAAAACUUAAUGCUUUUAAAAAAAUUACUCAAUUGACUUUUUUAUUUGAAAAUCCUGGUAAGAACUUUUUAUAAAACAGGUUUUUAAUCAUAAUUUUCUUUUGGUUGCCUCAAUUUUUUCAACGAUAUACUUAUCCCACUGACUGCGCCAAUUUUAUUGUUUUUUUCUCUAAAAUCGUAUUGAAAUAAAUAUUGUUUUCGUUAAAAUGUCGAAAAAAACUAAUGUUUUUAAGGAAAGGUAACUUAAUUGACUGUUUUAUUUGAAAUCCAACUCAAUUAUAUGUUUUUUUUUUUCAAAUACUUUCUAGUAACUCUUCAAUAAACAAUUUUUUGAUUCAUUCACAAUGAAAAUUUGAUGAAAGACUAAAUUUAUCCUAUUGACUGCGCCAGUUGGUGAAUUGUUAAUAGAUAAACGGUUGCAACUGCACUAUAUUAAUUAAUUAUUUCAUAAUCAGAAUCUCGUUGAACAACUAAUUAAAAAAAAGUUCAUUUUCAAGUUUGUACUAUAUUGUUAUGGUUAAAAAAAAUUAAUUUGAUUCUCCCCGUAGAUGUAAUGAUCGAUAUCGCGAACUGCUUUAAUAUUUUAAUAGGUAAUUUUAUCAAUAUUUAGAUGGUAAGUGAAAUAAUUGUACUGAUAUCAAUGUAUAUUUUUUUCUUCCAUUUUUACUGUUAUUUGUAAUAAAAAGUUUUUUUUUAUUUAUAAUCUGUGAUUUUGAAAAUUUGUGAGGACCAAUAUGUCUACUGUUGCUUCUUUUAAUGUAGCUUACUGCUUAUGUUUGAUCCAAUUAUACACAUUAUACACUA
This is a messenger RNA of Diorhabda sublineata, 4154 nucleotides long. RefSeq lists its product as uncharacterized. Gene Ontology annotation, cellular component: rough endoplasmic reticulum membrane; nuclear membrane. Lineage: Eukaryota; Metazoa; Arthropoda; Insecta; Coleoptera; Chrysomelidae. The coding region runs from base 384 to 2555 and encodes 723 amino acids. The transcript has 4 exons. The record is from RefSeq and is a predicted model, not a curated record. Gene Ontology annotation, molecular function: microtubule binding. Gene Ontology annotation, biological process: chemotaxis; neuronal signal transduction.